CGCUGUUCUGUAGCAACUCGUUAGAGAAAUCCCAUUCGCUUCUUCCAUCGUCACUGAUGUUAUGGCGGACUACAACAAGCACAGCAGCAAGCGGCUCUCCGAUGAUGGAGGACCGGAGGAGAAGGAAGGCAGUGUGAAAACUAAGACUGUCUCUUCCAGCACUGGAGGAGGGGGGAAACGCUCGGCCCAGGAGGUCAGCCCUGGCCCGGGGAAGGUGUCCACCUCGAGCCACCCGGUACCCCCAGCCCCCAAAGUCUCCAAGAUAGGAUUUGGUCUGAUCAGCCAGCCUAUAAAGAAGCCUGCGCCCAUCUCCAUCAAGCUGGGUGCUAGUAAACCCAAAGAGCCUGUACCUGUACCUGCCAAGAAACCAGCUCUGGCCUCGGUUUUCAAUGUUGACUCUGAUGAUAGUGAGGAGGAGAUGCCUGCAGAAGCCAAGAUGAGGAUGAAGAACAUUGGCAGGGAGACGCCCACGUCAGCAGGCCCCAACUCCUUCAACAAGGGGAAGCAGGGAUUCUCCGACCACCAGAAGCUCUGGGAGAGGAAGCUCAAGUCUCAGACGGACACUGACCAAUAGGGCUCCUGCCUCAUCGGUUAUUAGUCACAGUAAGACCAGUAGGGCUCGGUCUUACUGGGUUGCUAAUGACAACAGUCAAACUGCACACCAUGUUUGCUUUUGUGUGGGAUGAUGUCACCUUGAUUGAG
Messenger RNA from Oncorhynchus mykiss (rainbow trout), 702 nucleotides. The record is from RefSeq and is a predicted model, not a curated record. NCBI's taxonomy places the organism in Eukaryota, Metazoa, Chordata, Actinopteri, Salmoniformes, Salmonidae.